AAAAUGGAAACAGGCAGAGGAUCAUAUCUACAAAAAGUAAGAGAUAAAAUCAAUGAUGUAUUGGACACUACUUAAGCCUCUCAGCUUUCACCAUAUACAAUCUCCACCAUUUGACUGCCCUUCCAACCAAAUUUCAUCCAAACUCUCCAAAACCAUGUAUUCAAUUUCAACUUCUUCUACAUCUCUACCCUUGCAAGAUUUUCUUCCAAACUUUCAUUCCAGAAAAUUGCUGUUACAUUACACACAAUCAAACCAAUCAUCAGUUAAAUUAGCUCCUCCUCACCCUCAAUAUUCCAGUUUUGAUCACAAUGUUUUGAUGAUUCUUUCGGUCAUCCUUUUUGGGUUAAUUUUUUCAUUGGGGCUAAACUUAAUAAUCAGAUGUGUGCUAAGGUGCUCAAACGGGGUGGAUUCCGACUCUAUUCAAAACCCUUCUCCUGCAAUAGUCAACAGCGGAAUCGAGACAAAGGCACUCAAGAUUUUCCCUGUGGUGAAUUACUCGGCGCAGAUGAAUCGGCCAGGGCUGGACUCCGAAUGUCUGAUAUGCCUGUCGGAGUUUACGGCUGGAGAGCGCCUGCGGUUUCUACCGAAAUGCAACCAUGGAUUUCAUGUUCGUUGUAUUGAUAAGUGGCUUAAAUCGCACACAUCAUGCCCCAAAUGCAGGCAUUGUUUGCUUGAAACAUGCCAAAAGAUCAUGGGGUGUGAUCAAAGUAGCUCAACGGAAUCAUGUGUUCCAGCUCAGGACAUCAUUGUGAAUAUUCAACCAUUGGAACCUGAAGGUGUGAUGUGUGGUAUUAGGGGGGUUAGCUGAUAUGAUUCUUUUAUUUUGGCCAUUUGGUGGAAACUGGAAAUCCCUCUGCCACUCCAUUUGAAGGCGUUAUAUUCCAUGAGCGAAGCUCAUUUUGGAGUUUGAAAGGCACCCAAUUCACAACAUUGGAAUCAAGUCUUUUUUUUUUUUUCUCAUUACUGCCUUUACAAUUUGUAAAAGCAAAUAUGGGUAACACAAACAAGAUCAACGAAUUCUACUUACUGAGGCCACUCAUCAACAAUACUAACCCGACAUCCCAAGACCAAAGUUAUCAAACAACACUGCAGAAAUGACCACCCAAAAAGUACUACAAAACGUACUCAAAACCAUAUAACAUACACAUGAAAUCUGACAUUAUAAAUCAACUCACCACCAAGCCUUAAACAUACUAGUUCUAUUCGU
This is a messenger RNA of Gossypium arboreum, 1207 nucleotides long. Its product is annotated as RING-H2 finger protein ATL78-like. Gene Ontology annotation, molecular function: transferase activity. The coding region runs from base 53 to 808 and encodes 251 amino acids. Gene Ontology annotation, biological process: protein ubiquitination. NCBI's taxonomy places the organism in Eukaryota, Viridiplantae, Streptophyta, Magnoliopsida, Malvales, Malvaceae. The transcript has a single exon. The record is from RefSeq and is a predicted model, not a curated record.